CUCUGUCCUGUGGGCACCGCUCCCGAAACCACCGACCCCUGCCGGGCGGCUGUGCAAGCGGCCCCCGCCCAGCCCGUGCGCUGCCAGGUGAAGCCGCGUUAUGGAGGCUGCCCGACGGGGAAAGUCUCGGGAACAGCCGAGCACGGCUGCCCGUCCCACCGCCGGGCUCCGGCAGAGCUGUGCGGGGCAGAGCUCCACCCUCACCUCCCUGCGCCGCAGAACGCAUGCGCAGCUGCGACGGUCGCGGCGGCUGAGGAAGUGACGCAUGGCCGCUCGGCGUGGGUGGGCAGGGGAGCGGCGGUGCCGAGCGUCCCGGUGCCCGGCAGCGAGAGGAUGCCAACAGACAACAGCCACCUGCCAGACAGUAUCCAAGAACAAGAGCCUGAUACUUCUGCAAGCAAUAAUUGCCAGCAUAAUGCUGAGGAAUCAGGAACUGAACAAAAAAAUGACAUUUGUAACAGUGACCUGGGUGAUAGUAUUAGAACUCCCAGCUCUGACAGCCCGUCUCCGACAUCCACGGCUUUUCCUUUGGAGGUGCCCAGGAGAGGACAACCCCUUUUACAGAUCAACAGGCAGCAGAUUCAGUCCAUCUCAUGUAGUGCACAGGCUGCUGAGCUCAAAGGUUUGGGAGUUGAUGUCUAUGACCAAGAUGUAUUGGAGCAAGGAGUUCUUCAGCAAGUAGAUAAUGCAAUUAAUGAAGCUAAUAAAGCAGCAAAAAUAGCUGAUGCGGAGAAAGAGUAUCAGUCUGUGGUGGAUGACUUAAGAUCAUGUACAACAUCCCUGAAGCAAAUUGAUAAAAUUAUUGAGCAACUUUCACCUCAAGCUGCUGACAACAAAAAUAUAAGCAGAAAACUAGAUUCUGUAAAACGGCAAAAAUAUAACAAGGAGCAACAGCUGAAGAAGAUCAAAGCAAAACAAAAGCGUCUCCAAGCAAUUCUUGGUGGAACAGAGAUUCUCAGUAAAGUAAAUGAGAUUGAACUGGAGGAAGAUGAAGAACCUGGUCCAUCAUGUCUUGGCAGUAUGCUUAUGCCUGUUCAGGAAACAGAAUGGGAAGAGCUCAUUCGUACUGGCCAGAUGACUCCAUUUGGAACUACAGUACCUCAGAAGCCAGAGAAGAAGACACGGCGAUUGAUGCUAAAUGAAGCAUCUGACUUUGAGAAGUACUUAGCAGACCAAGCUAAGCUGUCAUCUGAAAGAAAGAAGUUAUCUCUUCACAAAGGAGCAAAGAAGAAAGCACAAGCCAAAAAUGUUCAGUGUGUAGCUUCUACAUCUACUAAAAAGGAAAAAGGGGGUAAAGCCCUGUCAAAAACAGAUAAGCGCUUAAAAAAACACAUAAGAAAACUCCAGAAGCAUGCCCUUCAGAUUCAAUCAAAAGCAGAGAUUCCAAAAGAAAAGAAAUAUCUUGAGGCCAAGAAGUUCAGGUGUGAACAGGAGGAUGAUAGUGGAGAGUCUGAGUAUGUACCUGAUGAGGAGCUCUUUGAUCCAGAAGCAGCAGAAGAGGAGGAAGAGCAUGCAUCUUCUCCUGGUGAGAAUGAUUCUGAUUAUGAACUCAGGAAUUUGUCAAGUAAAAGAAAAUAUUCAGUGAAGAGAGGUUUUAAAGAAGCUGAAGAUGAUGCGGACUUCUUUCCAAGCUCUGAGGAAGAAGAACAUACACUGGGGAAGCGCAAGGGAAAGAGAUGGAGAGAUGAUGGAGAUGAAGACUAUUAUAAACAGAGACUAAGGAGGUGGCAAAAAGAACGUUUGAAGGACAAAGAACAUCAAACAGCAGAGGAACUUUCUGAAGAAAGUGAUGCUGAAUUUGAAGAGGGUUUCAAAGUACCAGGAUUUCUGUUCAAAAAGCUUUUUAAGUACCAGCAGACAGGUGUUAGGUGGCUCUGGGAAUUGCACUGCCAGCAGGCAGGAGGAAUUCUGGGAGAUGAGAUGGGAUUGGGCAAGACCAUUCAGAUAAUUGCCUUCUUGGCAGGUCUGAGCUACAGCAAGAUCAGGACUCGUGGUUCAAAUUACAGGUACCAGGGAUUGGGUCCAACAGUGAUUGUUUGUCCAGCUACUGUGAUGCAUCAGUGGGUAAAAGAAUUCCACACCUGGUGGCCUCCAUUUAGAGUCGCGAUUCUCCAUGAAACUGGUUCUUACACCGACAAAAAGGUGAAACUAAUCCGUGAAAUUGCUUCCUGCCAUGGAAUUUUAAUUACAUCUUAUUCAUACAUUCGACUGAUGCAGGAUAACAUCCACAGAUAUGACUGGCAUUAUGUGAUUCUGGAUGAGGGUCACAAAAUCCGAAAUCCAAAUGCUGCAGUCACACUGGCAUGCAAGCAGUUCCGCACACCCCAUCGAAUCAUCUUGUCUGGCUCGCCUAUGCAAAAUAACCUAAAGGAGCUCUGGUCCCUGUUUGACUUUAUAUUCCCAGGGAAACUGGGAACACUUCCUGUGUUCAUGGAGCAAUUUUCAGUUCCGAUAACCAUGGGAGGUUAUGCCAAUGCCUCUCCUGUUCAGGUUAAAACUGCGUACAAAUGUGCCUGUGUGUUACGGGACACCAUAAAUCCCUAUUUGCUGCGAAGAAUGAAGGCUGAUGUGAAAAUGAGCCUUUCACUUCCAGAUAAAAAUGAACAGGUCCUCUUCUGCCGUUUGACAGAUGAGCAGCGUCAAGUCUAUCAAAAUUUCAUCAACUCAAAAGAAGUAUACGAGAUUCUCAACGGAGACAUGCAGCUUUUCUCAGGACUAGUAGCUUUGAGAAAGAUUUGCAACCACCCUGACCUCUUCUCUGGUGGUCCGAGGAUUUUGAAGGGUAUACCAGAUGCUGAAGUGGAGGAAGCAGAUCAGUUCGGGUACUGGAAACGUUCUGGAAAAAUGAUAGUGGUAGAAUCCUUGCUGAAAAUAUGGCACAAGCAAGGUCACAGAGUGUUGUUUUUUACUCAGUCAAGACAGAUGCUGCAGAUAUUUGAAGUCUUUGUGAGAGAUAGAAACUAUUCCUACUUCAGGAUGGAUGGCACCACAACGAUAGCUUCCAGACAGCCCCUUGUAACAAGAUUUAAUGAGGACAAAUCCAUAUUUCUUUUUCUUCUGACAACUCGUGUUGGUGGCAUUGGAGUUAACUUGACUGGUGCUGACCGAGUUAUUAUUUAUGAUCCUGACUGGAAUCCCAGUACAGAUACACAGGCUCGGGAACGUGCUUGGAGAAUAGGCCAAAAGAAGCAGGUGACUGUGUACAGGCUUCUCACUGCAGGUACUAUUGAAGAGAAGAUCUACCACAGACAAAUCUUCAAACAGUUUUUAACAAACAGAGUGCUGAAAGACCCUAAACAGAGACGCUUUUUCAAAUCAAAUGAUCUUUAUGAACUUUUUACUCUGAGCAGUCCAGAUGUGUCUCAGGGGACAGAAACAAGUGCAAUUUUUGCAGGUACUGGUUCAGAUGUUCAAGUCCCAAAACGCCAAUUGAAUCAAAAGCUUGAAAAGCCGCCUGACAAUGGUACUUCUAAAGGUGAUCUCCAUCUUACAGAAAGCAGCUCACCGAAGUACAGCAAGUCAUCUGACUCCUACUCAACCAUGCACGUGACAAAUUCUUCUUCUAAAGCAAUAGAGACAAGUGAGGAAACCAAAGGAAAUUUGGAAACCUUUGACCAAAACGGCUAUGCGAAAGAUAAUGCACAAGCUGCUACUAAUAUAAAUUCAUUGAAUAAAAGCAAGGAGGACAGCUUGGAAAGAGCUGAAAAAUGCAUGUCCCAGUCACUGCCAGGUGAUGCAGGGUCUUCAGAGAGUGGCAAAUGUCUGAACACUGUGCUGGCUGAUGAAGGACAAGGAGCAGCAAAUGCAACUGUCAAGGGAGACUUCAGCCUUACAUGUGGUGCAGCUGGCCCUUGGGAAGACCAAGUUGCUAAAACUGACGAUGGGCAAAUAGAUAAUAAUCAUUAUAAGUGUACCUCAAAAACAAAACACAGGGUGGAUAUGAUGUCACAUAAGAGCCACAAAGACAAGUCUAAGAAGAAACAUCACAAAGAUGCCAAAUUUGAAGGAGAGCGCAUUCCUCAUCUAGUGAAACAGAAGCAAUACAGAAAAGAGAACAGUGAAGAAGAGCAGGAAGACUCAAAGAAAAAUGAUGAUUACGUCUUGGAGAAACUUUUCAGAAAAUCAGGGGUACACAGUGUUAUGAAGCAUGAUGCCAUUAUGGAAGCUUCCAGUGCAGAUUAUGUGCUGGUGGAAGCAGAAGCAAACAGAGUGGCGCAAGAUGCCUUAAGAGCUUUAAAAAUCUCUCGACAGCGUUGUUUAGGAGCUGCUUCUGGUGUGCCAACCUGGACAGGCACGAGUGGGCUUUCAGGUGCACCAUCAGGAAUAAAGAGUCGGUUUGGUCGCAAAAGAAACCCAAUGCUGCUUGCUUCACAUUCCACUUGUGCAUCACCUGUGAAGAAGUGCAAGGAUGCAGAUAAAAUAAAGAGAGAAGAUGUAAAGAAGAGUAGUUCCAAUGGACACUUUGAUGGAAAAUCUGGAGAAUCGUCGCCCAGUGCACUAGACUCUUCAACAUUAUUAGCCAAGAUGAGGGCAAGAAACCACCUUACUUUGUCACAACAGACAAGGCAUGAAGGAGAUGAGAAUCAUUACCAAGCACCCACCCCAGUCCCAGGUUCAACUGAAUACGAUGAACUGCUCGUGGAUCUGCGUAACUUCGUAGCGUUCGGGGCCCGUGUGGAUGGCGAGGCGAGCACCCAGGAACUGCUGCAUGAAUUUGAGUCCAAACUGACUGUGGCGCAGUCCUCCGUCUUUAGAGAACUUCUCCGCAACGUCUGCACCUUCUAUAGGAGGCCAAAUGGUGAAGGUGUCUGGAAACUAAAGACAGAAUUCUACUGACCUUUGUCUCACAGAGGCACCUGUCAACCCCCACUCUCCGUUCAGAGACUUACUGUUUGUCUUUUAAAAUGAGGAAUUAUUUUGUAUUCAUGAUUUAGUAGUUGACUUGAGCAGUCGAUGCCACAGUGCUUCCUGCAGGCUCAGAGCUAACUUAAUUUCUGACUUACACUAUUUAUAUUAAAGUGCCAUCUACCUCAUAGAUGAAACAAUACAAAGUAUCAGCACCUUUUCUUUAAAAGAAAUGUUAAUAUAAAUGGGACGAAGAAUACGUACUGACUUCUUUUUGCAAUAAGAACCAUGGAUGUUGCUGUGGGUUGUAAGACUUUUAUUUGAUUUCUGUGAAAUUCCAAGAACUUCUUCCUCAAUUUUCUGUAUGUUACUUGAAUUGUCAUGGACCACACAGUGUACCAUCAGAAAAAAAAUUAUGAUGGUGGUCAGCAUGAGAGAUUCACUUGUACCGACAAGUGCAUCUAAAUUGUUGUAUGACACUCUGAUCAGCAGUGAGAAUUUUAUUUUAAUGUUGGUGGUUUUGUUAUUGCCAGCACCUAGCACAUGCAGUGUAACUUACAUCAGUAAUUAACUUGGAAAAUAAUUCUACUGCCACAGAGGUUUAAUCGCAAAAAAAUGAAAAGCCUGGCAGGAUAUUGAGGUGACUGACAGUUGAUAAUUAUGGAAAAAUUAUUAUAUUAUGGAAAAGCCAUUUAUGCCAUAAUCAUCAAUUUGUUUACAGUCCCUUACACCACUGGCAAUUGCUUGGUACAAUUUUUCUUACCACUGAGGUGACAGUAACUGUUAUGUUUGUCACAGGUUGUGGACUGGUAGUUGAAGUCUGUUAGAGAAGUUCCCAUGAAAUGUUGACGGGUCUCACUUUAACUGAUGUCAAAAACUUCCCAGUUCCCUGUUAGCACUUAAAAUUUUAUAGCUUGGCAAAGACUGAGGUGUUAGUUGGUCAAAGGGGGAAUGAUUUCACUGUAUUUUGCUAAACAUAAUCAUUUUUGGCCAGAGACAUGAUAGGAGCAUUUACAGAAGUUACAGGUCAUGCCUAUUCUGUAGACAGAGCAAAUCUCAGAACUUGUCUGACUGUCAGGAAGACUAUUACACAUUAUCUUCCAAGGAAGGAAGGGUUGGAUUAUUUGUGGCAAACGUGAGUACUACAUUGAGUCUGUCUUCAAAGUACUAGUGUGCAACGUAAGGAAAUCUUAAGGGGGGUUGAAAAUUGAUAGAUUUUUGAGAAGAAAACCACAUUGUUGCAGCAACAUGAAAUUACUGUUUGGCUUAAAUGAGGAGCAGUUAAAUAUGCCUCAUGUCCUUCCUAUCUCUAAGCUACGGAGAAAAAGUAAAGCUGAGCUACUUUUGGUUUUUUGUUCAGCGUGAAAGUAUCUUAUUUACUUCAAAUGGAAGAACAAAUAUUGAAAGAUGAAUGGUGAAGCGAGAGUACAAACUGUUAAUUUGUUCUUGAAACGGACCUCUUUGAGAUGCUUCCAAUGUUUUUUCCUCUUGUUUUUGCUCAGUGCUAAUGGAUCUUUAGAGAUCUACAAAAAAUGGUGCCUCACUGUUCCAAUAACUGGCCAGUUGGCUUUUUACAGACUGGAGUUGGAGAUAACAGACAUUCCAAGAAUCUGUUUCUUCUCCUCAUUGCAUCUGAAAGUGCGACUGUCGCACCUUUUCCUGACAUCUUUUUCUGAUCCCAUUUAUAUUCCCUUACAUUCCCUUUUUCAAGAGAGAAAGCUGCAAUUACAAAACACUUCAAAAAUUGUAGAUCUUUUGAUGUUACUUAAAAUGGAUCAGUAAAAGAGUGAACACAAACCAAUGUUGCUCUUCUCCACAAAGCUAUAGGGAAUUUUAUUUGGUUUUGGGUGUCGUGCCUGCUUGCAUCCCAAUGCUGUGGGAACAAACCAGGAAUUCAACUGUCAGCAAAGCUGCCAUUGUCACCUUAGCUGUCAGUGCUGGUGUCCUGUUCCAUUUACUGCUUCUUGUCUUAGAUACAUAGUUCCUGCAAAGAAAGUUUGCAGCUUCUCACUAGUCUGUUAAUGUAAAUUGACUUGCAUGUGCUUUUUAUAAAACCUUGGCUUUUACGGACUUAUUAAAAAAGCAAAAACAAA
This is a messenger RNA of Columba livia (rock pigeon), 6938 nucleotides long. It is a transcript of the gene ERCC6, whose product is annotated as ERCC excision repair 6, chromatin remodeling factor. Bases 334 to 4836 code for a protein of 1500 amino acids. The transcript is spliced from 21 exons. Gene Ontology annotation, molecular function: ATP-dependent chromatin remodeler activity; ATP binding. Gene Ontology annotation, cellular component: nucleus. Gene Ontology annotation, biological process: transcription-coupled nucleotide-excision repair. The record is from RefSeq and is a predicted model, not a curated record. NCBI's taxonomy places the organism in Eukaryota, Metazoa, Chordata, Aves, Columbiformes, Columbidae.